UGCUGCGCUGUGCACGUCAAAACCUUCAAAACUCCGUUAGCUUUGCCGGGAAAAUCAUCCCCGACGACAUCUCCGGCGGAUUUCCGGAUGUGUGCUACUUUGCGCCGCAUGCGCAUCAAUUACAAGGUGGGUCAUUUUCCCCUGUUUCCAACAUCCUUGCACACUUCACAACUGCUAUUUUUACACUUCUUCACUCCACCACACAAAGUCCUAAACCCUAAAGUUACCAGCUUUUCUACUGAAAGCUCAUAUUGCAGUUCAAAUUCAUUAGAUUCUGAAAAAGGAUUUGAUUUUCUUGAACAGUUUUCUCCUUUUAAGAAUUUAGCAAACUCUUCUACUUACACUGUCAUUACCUCAAAUGAGAGGCGUAAAAUUGUUGUGGGGUUAUCAAGAAUGAUAAAAAAUGAAAAAGGUUACAUUUUGGAAGCAUUUUCAAGAGAUUUUUGCCCAUCUUUUUUGGUAAAAAUUAUGAAGUUGAUUGGUAAUAGGGAAGUUGCAUUUGCAUUCUUUAAGUUUGUUUUUCAAGAUUAUUCGGAGAGUACAGUGAAGUCAUGUUGUAUUAGUGCGCAUUUAUUGGCUGCUGGACAGUUGAGGCUAUUGGCACAGGAUAUAAUAUCUUGGAUCAUUAGGAGGAUUGGAAAAUGUAGGAGUGAUGAGAUUGUGGAGUUCAUGUGGAGGGAGCAUUAUAAGUAUGAGUGUGACUUUUCGGUUCUUGAUUCAUUAAUGCGGGCUUUUUUAACCGCAGAAAUGGUUUCGGCUGCAUUAGAGAUUUUGAGUAAGAUGAGAGACAGCGGGUUGUGGCCGAGUUCAUCAGCUGUCGGCAUCCUAUUUAAGUUGUUGCUUAGGAUUGGUGAUUAUGGUAGUGUCUGGAAGUUAUUUCGGGAUAUCUUGCAUAAAGGGCCUCGUCCUACUAACAAUCUCUUUAAUGUAAUGAUUCUUGGAUAUUGUAGAAAAGGCAGUCUUCCAACGGGAGAGAGUUUAUGUCAUCUCAUGAGGAAGUUUGGAUGUGAGCCAGAUGUUUUUACAUAUAAUAUUUUGAUCAAUGCAUACUGUAUUAGAGGAUGGACUUCAGAUGCAUUGCACUGGGUGCAUAUGAUGAUUGAUCAUGGAUGUAAUCCAAGUAUCUCUACCUUUAGUACGGUAAUUAAUGCCCUAUGCAAAGAAGGCAACAUGACGGAAGCCAGAAAAGUGUUUGAUGGAAUGCAAGAGGUGGGUGUCUUUCCUAGCACCAUCACAUAUAAUGCGUUGAUGGAUGGCUAUGUUAAAGCACGGGAAAUGUAUCAAGCAAAUAUGCUAUAUGAAGAAAUGAAAAAGAAGGGUGUAGUUCCAGAUGCUAUAACUCUUAACAUUUUGGUGGCAGGUCACUAUAAGUAUGGUAGGGAAGAGGAUGGCGACCGAUUAUUAUGGGAUCUAACAGUGACAGGACUUUUUCCAGAUUGUUUAUUCUCUGAUGUAUCAAUCGCAGGAUUGUGUUGGGCAGGAAGGUUGAACGAGGCUGUAACAUUGUUGGAUAAUAUGCUUGAGAAGGGGAUACCUGUUAGUGUAAUAGCUUUUAAUUCAAUUAUUGCUGCUUACAGCAAAGAAGGGUUAGAAGAAAAAGCAUUUGAAGUCUAUAAUGUUAUGGUUCAGUUUGGUCAGACUCCUUCAGCUUCCACGUGUGCUUCCCUUCUCAUGGGUUUGGCAACGACAGGGAGGCUGCAAGAAGCGAGAAAUUUAAUGGCUAAGAUGAUUGCAAUGUCCUUCCCUGUUAACAGAACUGCUUUCACUGUGCUUCUGGAUGGGUAUUUUAAGAAAGGGGAUGUAAUAGGAGCUAGAAUAUUGUGGGAAGAAAUGGAAAUGAUGGGAAUCGCUCCUGAUUCUGUUGCUUUUUCUGCAUUGAUAGAUGGGCUUGCUAAAGCAGGAUCUGUUGAAGAUGCGUAUGAUGCCUUUUUCCAGAUGACUAGGAAAGGGCUUGUGCCAAAUAAUUUUGUUUAUAAUUCGCUAAUUACUGGUUUUUGUAAUAGCGGAAAACUGAAUGAAGCUCAGAAACUAGAGAGGGACAUGAGGGAUAGGGGUCUUCUCCCGGAUGUCUUUACAAUUAAUACCAUCAUCAAUGGUUUCUGCAAACAGGGAAGAAUGAGAUUAGCUGUUGACAGUUUUGUGGAAAUGCAACAAAGUGGUAUACAACCUGAUAUUGUUACAUAUAACACCUUGAUCAACGGAUUCUGCAAAGCAUUUGACAUGGUCAAUGCGGAUAACUUUAUGACAAGAAUGUAUGCCAGUGGAUGGGAACCUGAUAUCACAACCUACAAUAUAAAGCUUCAUGGUUUCUGUAGUAGUAGGAGGAUAAAUCGAGCAGUUAUGAUGUUGGACGAGCUUGUAUCUGCUGGAGUGGUGCCAAAUACCGUCACAUACAACACUAUGAUGAAUAGUGCUUGCAAUGACAUAUUGGACCGUGCAAUGAUUUUGGCUGCAAAGUUGCUUAAGAUGGCAUUUAUCCCAAACACCGUUACAGCUAACUUGCUACUUUCUCACCUAUGGAAGCAGGGACUACCUCAGCGGACGUUGAUGUGGGGGCAAAAGUUGAGCGAAAUCGGUUUUGAGUUUGAUGAAAUAACAUAUAAAAUUUUGGACAAUGCUUCUCAUUAUGUACAAGAAAACACAGAAUAUUGUACAGAAACAACAGGAAAGAGUCUCUUUCUAGACUUCCUCAUGUACAUUACCUAUGACUACAUACGUAGAAGUAAGGCUUAUAGUGAUAAAAAUGACAGCUCUUACGAACUAGUUGAGGAUGGUCCUUGUGUGUCCUUCAAGUUAAUCAACAAGGCGUAUAGCCAAUUUGAUGAAAGAGCAAGAAACUAAAUGGUUACCAGCAUAGAAAUUUUUCUGGAUGAAUUUACAAAAGGUGAAGGGGAGUAAAGUUGUCUCCGUGUGACCUAUAGGUCACGGGUUGGAGCCGUGGAAUCAGCCAUUGAUGCAGGGUAGGCUGCUUACAUCACACCCCCUUGGGUUGUGGCCCUUCCCCUGACCCUGCGUGGAUGCGGGAUGCUUCGUGCACCGGGCUGCCCUUUUUUAAUUUACGAAA
This is a messenger RNA of Nicotiana attenuata, 3064 nucleotides long. RefSeq names its product pentatricopeptide repeat-containing protein At5g39710-like. Lineage: Eukaryota; Viridiplantae; Streptophyta; Magnoliopsida; Solanales; Solanaceae. The transcript has a single exon. Bases 88 to 2841 code for a protein of 917 amino acids. Gene Ontology annotation, molecular function: protein binding. The record is from RefSeq and is a predicted model, not a curated record.